AUGGAGAAGGAAGAUGAUGAUACCGACGAGACCGCAGGAAAGACCCGCUUUCCCGUCCUCCCCUCCCUUAUAUCCCUCCAGCAGAUGAGGAAUCGGCUGGCCACCGCCCAGAGUGGCCGAAGACUGAUGCAGUGGAGCGCCAUGGCCACCGGCGCUGAGCUGAGAAGAAUUGCUAAAGAGUUGGGCUUAGUGUACGUGGCGUUCACCGACGAGGUCCGAAACGCGUUCAUAGUACUCGCCAGGUGUCGCUACUUCUACCCGAACGUCAACAAGAUGGUGCUCGAGAAUCCUCCGAAAGCAGCUUGCGUGACGGUCGGCAGAAGCACGAAGAGCAUAGCCGGCUGCAGGAUAGCUCUGUACGGGAUCGAAGAUAACUGCCCCGACUCGUACCCCUUCCUCGGCAUCGACAAGGGCGGCGAGGUAAUCGCCGAGGCCAAGAGGACCUGGCACGAACUCCUGCGCAAGAUGAUAUUCAUCGAGCAGCUGCGGUCCAACUUUAUGAGCCUGGAUCGCUCCCAUGAUCAGACUAACAAGAAAGCAAAAGUUUUGGGUAAAAUUAUCAUACCCAGGACCCAGGUUACAAUACGUUACAUUCUGUCGGAAUUGGAAGAGUUGGAGAGAGAAGAAUUCUUCAGACUUAAAAAAGUGCUGGAAGUGAAAUACAGACAUAAAAAGAAAAAUAAACCUGGAGACGAGGAAGCUGUACAAGUGUCGCAGGUAGCGGAAGUCCCGGAAGUAAGGAAGGAAGUAAUAAGGAAGGAAGUAAUAAUGAAGGAAGUAUGUGUGGUAUGUGGAGGCCCCCACCAUCCAAGUCAACCACUGACUGACCAAGCAUCUAUAGAGAUUAAAAGAAAUAUUGAAAAAUUACUGUCUGCUACGGAAAAUUAUGAAAAGACAGCUAAAGCAGAAAAUUUAAAGGACUUCAAACGAACCGCAGUUGAAUUGAAAAAUAUAUUGCGCACACCACCGUCGCGUAUACCUGACGAUAUAUAUAUUGAUCAAUUAUGUGAUUUGUGUAGGCAAAUGUAUUACAACCAACUGCCGACAUGCGUAGUUUGCGGUGAACCAAUAAUUCCAACUACAGCUUUAAUGAAAGUCAAACAAAGGGCAGCAAUAUUGAAAAACAAAUCGCGCAAACAGCCUACAAGUAUACCUGACAAUGUAACAGUCGAACAAUUAUGCGAUUUGUGUAAAGAUGUGUAUCAUGAACAACAUAAAUGCAUACAAUGCGGUAAACCUUUAGAUAUGACGGAUGCCUCUCUAAAAGUCGCAGCUAAAGAGAGCAGAAAACUGUUAAUAGGGCAACUUGAAACGUUACUUGGUACUAUAAAGAAAUAUGAGAGCGAAGGCCGACAAGGUAAUGAAGUAGAAGUAUUUAAAGAGAACGCCGCUGAAUUAAAGAAAAAACUCGAAGGGCGACCAAUUGAUAUGGACAAACUAUGCUCAUAUUGCAUAGAACAAAUGACCAAACCCGUGCCUAUACCUGUCAUUAAGGUGCCUAGUACCUGCGCAGUUUGUCAUGGACCUAUAGCUGGAAUGGAUGAAAAUCUAAGGAUCGCCGCUAAAGACAGUAGGAAACAGUUACUGAAUCAACUAGAGGCAUUACUUCUUGUUACAAAAAAAUACGAGAGCGAAGGUCGGGAACCUAAUGAAAUCAAAGAAUUUAAACAAACCGCUGAUGCAUUAAAGAAAAAACUUCAAGGACCACCUAUACCUAAAGACGUGAAUAUAGACACAUUGUGCCCAGAUUGUAAAGAUCGGAUGCGUGAACUCGAUAUUCCAAUGCCUAAGUCACUGACCAAACCCGUGCCUAUACCUGUCAUUAAGGUGCCUAGUAUCUGCGCAGUUUGCCAUGGACCUAUAGCUGGAAUGGAUGAAAAUCAAAGGAUCGCCGCUAAAGAAAGUAGGAAACAGUUACUGAAUCAACUAGAGGCUUUACUUAUUCUUACAAAACAAUACGAGAGCGAAGGUCGGGAACCUAAUGAAAUCAAAGAAUUUAAACAAACCGCUGAUGCAUUAAAGAAAAAACUUCAAGGACCACCUAUACCUAAAGACGUGAAUAUAGACACAUUGUGCCCAGAUUGUAAAGAUCGGAUGCGUGAACCCGGUAUUCCAAUGCCUAAGUCACCUACACCUAAAGCUUCUAAAGUUUCAAUUAAAACACCACCCACAGCCAGCAAGGCAAGUAGUGAAGUGUCUUCAGAUUUACAAUUAGGCGUAUUUGAAACUGAGGAAAUAACCGAAGUUAUACAAGUCAAAAACCCAGAUGGCACUGUCUCUGAGAAACGUAGGGUUAUUACAAUAAAGAGGAAGCCUAAAGAAGAUGAUAAAGAUACUGGUUCUGGAACUUCCAGUUUCAAAGACAGACAAGUAGGUCAUGUAUCUGUAAUUCAUGAUAGGAAAGGGCUGAUGAGAAGAUUGCCAGGUGACGCACAGUCAGAGUAUACACUUAAGCCCUUACCUAUGGUGGAUGGCAAAGUAAGAGUCAGUCGAUCAUCAAGUUUCUGUAGAUAUGAUGAUAUUUUGCAAGGCUUCACCGAGCUCGCUCCAAGAGAGAAUUCAGAUGGUACUGGCUCGAACGAUUCCUCUAUUACACAUUCUAGAAAAGAAGAUAAGACAGAUGAAAAAGACAAUGAUAGUUCUUUAGAUUAUGAAAUGUCAGAGAAUUAG
Cydia splendana is the source of this 2670-nucleotide messenger RNA. RefSeq lists its product as uncharacterized. The transcript is spliced from 6 exons. NCBI's taxonomy places the organism in Eukaryota, Metazoa, Arthropoda, Insecta, Lepidoptera, Tortricidae. Gene Ontology annotation, cellular component: proton-transporting V-type ATPase complex; vacuolar membrane. The record is from RefSeq and is a predicted model, not a curated record. Gene Ontology annotation, molecular function: proton-transporting ATPase activity, rotational mechanism. The coding region runs from base 1 to 2670 and encodes 889 amino acids.